This is a messenger RNA of Gorilla gorilla gorilla (western lowland gorilla), 3180 nucleotides long. RefSeq names its product StAR related lipid transfer domain containing 3 (gene STARD3). The record is from RefSeq and is a predicted model, not a curated record. Lineage: Eukaryota; Metazoa; Chordata; Mammalia; Primates; Hominidae. The coding region runs from base 642 to 2030 and encodes 462 amino acids. Gene Ontology annotation, cellular component: endoplasmic reticulum membrane; late endosome; endoplasmic reticulum-endosome membrane contact site. The transcript is spliced from 14 exons. Gene Ontology annotation, molecular function: cholesterol transfer activity; cholesterol binding. Gene Ontology annotation, biological process: cholesterol transport.
UCAGGGGAAGCAGGAGGAAAAGGGAGGUAAUGGGGCGUCCUGAUAGGGAAGGCCGGUGGUCAACCAAGGGUUAGGGUUUUGACCCUACUGUCCAAUCCUCUAGUCUAGGAGUCUUUCUGGCAGACAGCAGGCUCGGGGCACUCAGAGGAAGAACUACAGAAGUUCUAGCUGCUGCUUGGGAUGGCUGAAGGAGGCAGGUGGGGUGGGGAAGUCCUUCUCGAAUAACUGGAUUCCUCCAAAGAUUUCCCCAUCCCCACAGGACUCCCCUCGGGAAAUUCCCCUUUUUCCCUCAGUGCCAGGCCUGUGUGGCCUAAUAACGACGGCCCUGGUCUUCUUCCCAUUCCCCUACCCUUAGGUAGGCACUUAGACUCCGGCCUUUGAGUCCGCUUCUGCGCAGGGUCGGGGCUGGAGGCGGGGCGAAGGGGCGGGGCCGCAGGCGAACGCAAGUCCCGCUUCGCUCUCGGGGGCGGACUCAGCGGCGGAAGUGGCGCUGCCGGAAGAUCUUCUUCCGCUCUGAGGCGCUACUGAGGCCGCGGAGCCGGACUGCGGCUGGGGCGGGAAGAGCCGGGGCCGUGGCUGACAUGGAGCAGCCCUGCUGCUGAGGCCCCGCCCUCCCCACCCUGAGGUGGGGGCCCACCAGGAUGAGCAAGCUGCCCAGGGAGCUGACCCGAGACUUGGAGCGCAGCCUGCCCGCCGUGGCCUCCCUGGGCUCCUCGCUGUCCCACAGCCAGAGCCUCUCCUCGCACCUCCUUCCGCCGCCUGAGAAGCGAAGGGCCAUCUCUGAUGUCCGCCGCACCUUCUGUCUCUUCGUCACCUUCGACCUGCUCUUCAUCUCCCUGCUCUGGAUCAUCGAACUGAAUACCAACACAGGCAUCCGUAAGAACUUGGAGCAGGAGAUCAUCCAGUACAACUUUAAAACUUCCUUCUUCGACAUCUUCGUCCUGGCCUUCUUCCGCUUCUCUGGACUGCUCCUAGGCUAUGCCGUGCUGCGGCUCCGGCACUGGUGGGUGAUUGCGGUCACGACGCUGGUGUCCAGUGCAUUCCUCAUUGUCAAGGUCAUCCUCUCUGAGCUGCUCAGCAAAGGGGCAUUUGGCUACCUGCUCCCCAUCGUCUCUUUUGUCCUCGCCUGGUUGGAGACCUGGUUCCUUGACUUCAAAGUCCUACCCCAGGAAGCUGAAGAGGAGCGAUGGUAUCUUGCCGCCCAGGUUGCUGUUGCCCGUGGACCCUUGCUGUUCUCCGGUGCUCUGUCCGAGGGACAGUUCUAUUCACCCCCAGAAUCCUUUGCAGGGUCUGACAAUGAAUCAGAUGAAGAAGUUGCUGGGAAGAAAAGUUUCUCUGCUCAGGAGUGGGAGUACAUCCGCCAGGGGAAGGAGGCCACAGCAGUGGUGGACCAGAUCUUGGCCCAGGAAGAGAACUGGAAGUUUGAGAAGAAUAGUGAAUAUGGGGACACCGUGUACACCAUUGAAGUUCCCUUUCACGGCAAGACGUUUAUCCUGAAGACCUUCCUGCCCUGCCCUGCGGAGCUCGUGUACCAGGAGGUGAUCCUGCAGCCCGAGAGGAUGGUGCUGUGGAACAAGACAGUGACUGCCUGCCAGAUCCUGCAGCGAGUGGAAGACAACACCCUCAUCUCCUAUGACGUGUCUGCAGGGGCUGCGGGCGGCGUGGUCUCCCCAAGGGACUUCGUGAAUGUCCGGCGCAUUGAGCGGCGCAGGGACCGAUACUUGUCAUCAGGGAUCGCCACCUCACACAGUGCCAAGCCCCCGACGCACAAAUAUGUCCGGGCCGCCUGCCCCGGUACCUCAUCCACCAGAGCCUCGCGGCCACCAUGUUUGAAUUUGCCUUUCACCUGCGACAGCGCAUCAGCGAGCUGGGGGCCUGGGCGUGACUGUGCCCCCUCCCUCCCUGCGGGCCAGGGUCCUAUCGCCACCACUUCCAGAGCCAGAAAGGGUGCCAGUUGGGCUCGUGCUGCCCACAUGGGACCUGGCCCCAGGCUGUCACCCUCCACCGAGCCACGCAGUGCCUGGAGUUGACUGUCUGAGCAGGCUGUGGGGUGGAGCACUGGACUCCGGGGCCCCACUGGUUGGAGGAAGUAGGGUCUGGCCUGUUGAUGUUUACAUGGCGCCCUGCCUCCUGGAGGAGCAGAUUGCUCUGCCCCGCCUUGCCAGGGCAGGGUCUGGGCUGGGCACCUGACUUGGCUGGGGAGGACCAGGGCCCUGGGCAGGGCAGGGCAGCGCAGCCUGUCACCUGUGUGAAGAUGAAGGGGCUCUUCAUCUGCCUGCGCUCUCGUCGGUUUUUUUAGGAUUAUUGAAAGAGUCUGGGACCCUUGUUGGGGAGUGGGUGGCAGGUGGGGUUGGGCUGCUGGCCAUGAAUCUCUGCCUCUCCCAGGCUGUCCCCCUCCUCCCAGGGCCUCCUGGGGGACCUUUGUAUUAAGCCAAUUAAAAACAUGAAUUUAAAAAAAAAAAAAAUUCCAGCCCCUCCCACUGCCUUGCCUCUUGAGGGAAGAGGAAGGCAGGCAGCAGCUUGGAUGAAGAGGGAAGACCCCUCACACAGCCUCUCCUGGGCUCACAGGAGGGCGGAGCCCGAGGAGCCAGUUCCUGGAACAUGCCCCCCAUUCCCCCCCCGCCCACCCCCACCUCCCGGCUUUCCUGACCAGUUCAACUGAGCAGAUGACUGGUCAGAAAAAAAUGCCCCACCCCCUGCCAGGCUUCAGCGGGGCAAGUUUAAAGUCUCUAGUCCAGGAAUGGAGGUGGGGGUAUGGGCACCUGGCAGUGCCCACAGCAAGCCUUGACUGUGUGGCCUGGAGAUGGGGCCUGGGCUUCAGGGUCACUGAGGCACCCCUGGGAUCCAGGCCACCUGGAGCCCCAGACCUCCCAGACUCCACUCACCCAUUCCCUCUCCCCGCGCAGCACUCACCAGGGGCGGCCUGGAGCCCGGAUCGCGGGGCGGGGCCAGGCCACUGCCUGCCUUCCUCCUCCCUCCCGGCUGGCCUGCCCCCUUGCCCGCCCGCAUGCAGGCUUCCAGCAGAGCCAGCUUCUUCAGAGCCAGGUGGAUCCUGUUUCGGUCCUGCCUAGGUGUGUGACCCUGGGCGAAUCUACCUCUCUCAGCUUCUGCUUCCUACUUUAUGAAAAUGGGACUGAUGUCACAGGGUUGUUACGAGAUUAAAAGAUAUGAAGAACUGGG